AAACUACGAUGACCCUUAUUUUUGACUGAGUGAGUGAGAUAGUGAAAGUGUGUGUAAUCGAUCACAAAGAAAGAGCGAACGGAAAGGAAUAUGUGGUUUCUUGGUUGGAAAGGAGAAUCUGGCUUCUCAGCCUCCUCCACAGCGGAGCAAGUCACUCAAGGCAUUGAUGGACACGGCCUCACCGCCAUCGUCACCGGGGCUACAAGUGGCCUUGGUUUGGAGACGACGCGAGUUUUUGCACUGCGCGGUGUCCAUGUUGUUAUGGCUGUAAGGAGUGUUGAAUCUGGCACCAAGGUCAAAGAAACAAUAUUGAAGGAAAUUCCCUCAGCUAAAAUUGAUGUCAUGGAAUUAGAUCUUUGCUCUAUGGCAUCUGUUAGGAAGUUUGCAUCAGAUUAUAUUUCAUCUGGACGUCCACUCAAUAUCCUAAUUAACAAUGCAGGGGUGAUGGCAACUCCAUUCCAGCUUUCUCAAGACAACAUUGAGAUGCAGUUUGCAACGAAUCAUUUGAGUCAUUUUCUCUUGACAAACCUUUUAUUAGAAACUAUGAAAAGAACUGUACGUGAAUGCAAACGGGAGGGAAGGAUAGUCAUUCUAUCUUCGGAAGCACACAGACUUCCAUAUCAAGAAGGAAUUCGUUUUGAUAAGAUCAAUGAUGAAUCAGUGUACAACAGUUAUUAUGCUUAUGGACAAUCAAAGCUUGCUAAUAUUUUGCAUGCCAAAGAACUUACGAGGCGCUUUAAGGAAGAAGGAGUUGAAAUAACCGCUAACGCACUUCAUCCAGGAUCAAUUAUUACAAAUAUUCUGCGUUACCAUGGUUACAUUAAUGCUGUUGCUAAUAUGGUGGGUAAAUACUUACUUAAAAAUGUGCAACAGGGAGCUGCCACUCAAUGUUAUGUAGCAUUGCAUCCACAAGUUAAGGGAAUAUCUGGUGAGUACUUUAUGGACAGCAAUAAGGCAACGCCAACCCAUCUGGCUAAUGAUUCAGAGCUGGCUAAAAAACUAUGGGAGUUCAGCGUAAGCCUAACUAAUCAAAAGUAGCUCACAGGAUUGUCUGACUACUAAGUAAGGGCAAAACAUAGUUGUAUUGAAAAAAUGUUUAGCAGAAUAGAAACUUGCUCACAAGCUGUAUAAGCUGUAUAUAUGUAAAUUUAAGACGCGAUGCAUAACCACCCAAGGAGUGCUAUAAUUUGGCAUAUACAUUACAUGAAGCCUUUGCAUUUUCAA
Messenger RNA from Arachis duranensis, 1224 nucleotides. Its product is annotated as short-chain dehydrogenase TIC 32, chloroplastic. The coding region runs from base 91 to 1038 and encodes 315 amino acids. Lineage: Eukaryota; Viridiplantae; Streptophyta; Magnoliopsida; Fabales; Fabaceae. The record is from RefSeq and is a predicted model, not a curated record. The transcript has 8 exons.